This is a messenger RNA of Chenopodium quinoa (quinoa), 520 nucleotides long. RefSeq names its product 40S ribosomal protein S23-2. Gene Ontology annotation, molecular function: structural constituent of ribosome. Gene Ontology annotation, biological process: translation. Lineage: Eukaryota; Viridiplantae; Streptophyta; Magnoliopsida; Caryophyllales; Amaranthaceae. Bases 1 to 252 code for a protein of 83 amino acids. Gene Ontology annotation, cellular component: cytosolic small ribosomal subunit; ribosome. The record is from RefSeq and is a predicted model, not a curated record. The transcript has 2 exons.
AUGCCCAACUCUGCUAUCAGAAAAUGUGCUCGUGUGCAGUUGAUUAAGAAUGGAAAAAAGAUUGCUGCUUUCGUGCCCAAUGAUGGUUGUUUGAACUUCAUUGAGGAAAAUGAUGAGGUGUUGAUUGCUGGAUUUGGUCGUAAAGGACAUGCUGUGGGAGAUAUUCCUGGAGUCCGAUUUAAGGUUGUCAAGGUUGCUGGUGUCUCUCUUCUAGCUCUGUUCAAGGAAAAGAAGGAAAAACCCAGGUCCUAGGUUAAGGUUGUUGGUUUUGUCUUAAAUUUUGCCUACUCAAAUGAAACUUGUACCGUCUUGAAAUGAAUACUGAGCAUCCUUAAAAAGAGACACCCUCCCUACUUUGUUUUGUGCUCUAUCCGUGUCUAUUCAAGAUGAUUUUCUAUACUCUUAGUUAUUUGCUUAUAUUUUCAAUUGGUUUAUUUACUUCUCUUAACGAUGUCAUGAAAAUUUCCGGAAUUUAUGUUAACAAGAUCAGCUUUUUAAUGAUCUUGCAUUUAUAAAAAAA